UUUCAGAUGGAUUCUAUAUCAUCACCUUCCACAUCAUCUUCAGCAUCUAGUACUCCUAAAUUAAUAUCCGAAAAGUGUUUGGUAUGUUUCCAACCCUCUCAUGGAAAUCAUUUUGGAGUUGACAGCUGUAGAGCUUGUGCUGCUUUCUUCAGAAGGGUAUUUGUCACUCAUAAGCAACAAUUUCCAUGUCGAGAAGGAGAUAACAAGUGUACUCCGGAUGAGUGGGGAAGAUGGAGUUGCAAGCGAUGUAGAUCUGAUAAAUGUUUUGCCCUUGGAAUGAAGCCAGACAACAUUCAAAGGGAUCGAGAUAGAUUUAUAUUUUCUGAUAAUUUUCGUGAUGACAGAAAAAGGAAGACAUCUGAAUCAAUUGUUCCAUUGUCUGUCGAACGAUUCGUGGGAAAACAACUUGUGACAACAUACACGUCAACUGGAUCCGGAAAGAACAUUGAAUAUAUCACAUUUUUCGAUCUUACACCAAUCAUUAAAGAUGCUGAUUAUAUUCUCAAAAGGAUUCCAAAAUUGGAAAAAUCGGUUAAGGUGAAGAGUUCAUUGGAACAACUAGCCUUUGGAUUACAGGAAGUAAGAAAAGAGCAAUUAUUUGAAAGUGUUCCUGAACUGAGAAAAAUUGGAAAAAUGGAAACAUGGGACAACUGGGUAAAGGGAAUGAGAAGAGCUGGUGAAUGGAUUAUGCACUUUGAAGAGUUUCGACAAUUGGAACAGGAGGAAAAGAUGGUGAUAUUGAAAUGUAUGUGGCAUCUGUUUAUUCGUCUAGAGAGAAUUUCAAUGACAGCCGAGAUGCGGAGAAUGAAGCUUUGUGAUGAUAAAGAAUUUAUAUACGGAACAGAGCAAAGAAUUAACUACGAUACUCUGGAAAUUGAUCGUGAUUGGUUUUCUGAAGCAACUGAUAGAGAAGUACGAAGCUUCAUCGGUCCCCUUCCGCGAUGGUUUUGUGAGACAAUAAUUGAUGCAUUAAUGGAAUUACGCCCAAGUGAUGUAGAACUGUCAUUUAUGCUCUGUAAUUUAUGUUUCCAUUUGACUGGCCAAAAAUUGGGAGGAAGAAUUCAAGAAAUAACUGAUCGUCUUCAAGAUGUUCUGGCCAACGAUCUUCAUAAAUACUAUCUCGCAAAGGAUAAAUAUUCUAGAUACUCAUACAGAUUGACCAAAUUGUUAAGCUUGAAUCGGCAAUAUAAGAAUGAUUUGGAAAUCAGGCGACAGGGAAUCUUCUUGGCCAAUACACUUAACAUUUUUCGUGUGAAAUUGUCUCAUCCUGAAAUGUUUCAGUUUUCUUGCUAAUGCAUGUGAUUAGAUUAUCUUGAUCAUCAUAAUAUGUAUUUAUAUAAACUUUUUUGAAAAAAAUGAGGAAAUUUAUAAUUUA
Caenorhabditis elegans is the source of this 1375-nucleotide messenger RNA. It is a transcript of the gene nhr-44, whose product is annotated as Nuclear hormone receptor family member nhr-44. The coding region runs from base 7 to 1293 and encodes 428 amino acids. Gene Ontology annotation, biological process: regulation of DNA-templated transcription. The record is from RefSeq and is marked reviewed. Gene Ontology annotation, molecular function: zinc ion binding; RNA polymerase II cis-regulatory region sequence-specific DNA binding; DNA-binding transcription factor activity. The transcript is spliced from 10 exons. Gene Ontology annotation, cellular component: nucleus. Lineage: Eukaryota; Metazoa; Nematoda; Chromadorea; Rhabditida; Rhabditidae.